AUGACGGACCUCGACGACCUUCACUUCUUCCUCGGCAUCUCCGUCACGCGGUCUCCCGAUGGGUCGUUCCUAUCUCAGUGCCAGUACGCGCUGGAUCUCCUUCAGCGUGUAGGCAUGGCAGAGUGCCACUCUACUGCGACACCAGUGGACACUCAUGCCGAGUUGUCUGCAACCGAGGGAGUGUCUGUCGCUGAUCCCUCGGAGUACCGGAGUCUCGCUGGUGCUCUUCGGUACCUUACGUUGACUCGUCCGGAAUUGGCGUAUGCAGUUCAGCAGGUGUGCCUCUUCAUGCAUGAUCCUCGCGAGCGUCAUCUUGCACUGGUCAAGCGCAUACUCCGCCAUGUGAAGGGUACUCUCUCCAUCGGCCUCCACAUUGGCACUGCUCCAGUUUGCUCUCUUACCGCGUACUCUGACGCAAAUUGGGCCGGCUGCCCCUACUCCAGACGCUCUACGUCCGGCUACUGCAUAUUCCUCGGCGAUAAUAUGGUUUCUUGGUCCUCCAAGCGCCAAACCACGGUUUCUCACUCCAAUGCUGAAGCUGAGUAUCGUGCUGUUGCCCAUGCCGUCAUCGAGUGUUGUUGGCUACGUCAUCUACUUCAAGACCUCCACGUCUCGAUUGUUUAUGCGACUGUUGUCUAUUGUGAUAAUGUCAGUGCCAUCUACAUGUCGUCCAACCCAGUCCAACACCGCCGCACGAAGCAUAUUGAGAUCAACAUCCACUUCGUCCCUGAAAAGGUGGCCCUUGACCAGGUUCAGGUGCUCCAUGUGCCGUCUUCACACCAGUUAACGAACAUCAUGACCAAAGGCCUGCCUGUGCAGUUGUUCACUGACUUUCGGUCCAGUCUUUGUGUCCAAGAUCCUCCCGAUGCAACUACGGACGGGUAUUAG
Molecule: messenger RNA, 888 nt
Organism: Phragmites australis (common reed)
Lineage: Eukaryota; Viridiplantae; Streptophyta; Magnoliopsida; Poales; Poaceae
Exons: 1
Coding region: 1-888 (295 amino acids)
Source: RefSeq, a predicted model, not a curated record